Molecule: messenger RNA, 3200 nt
Organism: Tremella mesenterica DSM 1558
Lineage: Eukaryota; Fungi; Basidiomycota; Tremellomycetes; Tremellales; Tremellaceae
Exons: 4
Coding region: 506-2710 (734 amino acids)
Source: RefSeq, a predicted model, not a curated record
CUACUCUUCAUGGUUGUUACUGUUUCCUCUCCUCUACUUUCUUUCCCAUAGCGGCGACUGGUUCUUCGUCAACACCUUCUUUCGUUUUAAUUCCACUGUCACUACGUACGUCCGACAAGCGACAAGCACCGGUCCUUUGAGACAAUUGAUCCAUCAAAUUCCUCUGCUUACCCUCUUUUUACUCAAACGUUCCAGGUGACGCUCGGAUCUCUUCACCUUCAUCUCACCAUCAUCAAAAGUUUAUUGUUUCUCACACCACUCGUAAUCUCCAUCUCUCUUCUGUGGUUAAUUCAUUUCCUUCACCCUUCACGUUCUUUCAUCACCGAUACCUUCACGUCUGAAGACGUUCCUUCAUUCGACGACGCCUUGCGCGUUUCUCUUCAUCCGAGACAAACUUGACGCAGGCGUCCUUUCCUUCAACUAGAAUCAUACAACUUACACCCAUCUUCGAAUUCCUACUCUUUCCGUCGACAACACACCAGUUCACAAAGCUUCGACAUUCAACAUGCAUUCCAACACUCCCUUGGGUCGAGCGAGACCACACAACAUACCGAAGAGUGAAGAUCCUGCUUCUCUUUGGAAAGCUUUAAUCAAAUCGUUGCGAUACGGUCCCGAUCAGGUCGUCGAUAUGUCACUGAAACCUCGAGUCAACAUAUAUACUCCUGGGGAAAUAGCGAGUUUGGAAGCUGUCCAAGCUGCUCAAGCAUCCGCUGCAGCUGCAGCUGCUUCGUCCUCCGUCGCUGCUGCUAAAGCCUCGGCUUCUGCUACUGCUGCCGCCGCGGCCGCUGCUGCCAAAGCGAAGACAGCCACUACGGCAAAGACCACAGCUUCAACAACUGCCAAAGCAGCCGCUGGUAAUGCCGCAGCGGGUACGACCAUCAAAUCGGCUCAAUUGACGGCGACGAACCCUGUCAUCGCUUCCAUCCAAGCCGCUGCGUCCUCGUCAACCACAUCCUCGUCUUCUUCCACUACCAGUACCAUAUCUAGUGUGUCCAAAACAACCACUUCUUCUUCCUCUACUUCGAAGUCCUCUUCAUCUACUUCAUCAACGCAUAGCUCCUCUCCUACGCCUACGGUGCCUACCAUCACCUCGAACUUCCCUUCAUCAACUCUCUCCUCGGCAAUCAAGUCUGCUACAGCCGAAGCCGCCGCUUCCUCGUCCAAGAACUCCGGCCUGAGUACAGGAGGUAUUGUCGGAGUGGUCGUUGCCGCCUUGAUUGGACUGAUUAUCGUUGGAUCCGCGAUCGGUUGGUUGUACCGCAAAUAUGCGCGUCGCUCCUACUCUACCAAACUACCAUGGUCCAAGAUUCCGGAAGACAUCACUCCGUAUCCUCAUGAGAAACCAGAGCCACCUCCUGACGACAUUUAUGGGUCUUCGACUGUGCCUGUCAUCGGCUCGCGUCGCGCUUUAGCCCUCGCUAGACAGAACGCAUUCAACAACGAUGGUACUCUUCGACCCGACUCUUACGUCGGUGAAGACAACCGAGCUGGAGUUGGCGCGGGUACAAGGGCUCGACCUCAACCCCAAUCUCAACCAGGGUAUGGCGGAUAUGGUACAAUGGCUCCAUCAUACGGGGUGGAUGCUCAGGGAAGACCAUAUAACGCUCAAGCUGGAAGAGUCCCUAUCAAUCCUUAUCCUUAUGCAGACGACUACACUCAGCCACCUGGAUUCUCUCCUCCGUCCAGUAGACAGCUUCUCGGACCCAAUUCUCCACCGACCCCGGCCGGACAUCCAUUUGCCAACUCAAACUUGCUUGCUGUUCCCAUGGGUCGUCCUUUGCCACCUCGGACCGCAUCGGAUAUUGACAAUCUGGAAGAUUUUGCGGAUAUACCUCAACCUCAUUCGCCUAACUAUCUGCCUUAUAGCGACCCGGAACCGUAUACUCCCCGAACCGCCACUUCCGCGAAUGAAUGGGCAGGACAUGUUCAAGCUCCCAUACCUCCUCCUGCAGCUGCGACCUCCAUGCCUAUGCCCAAACCGUAUGGAUAUCCUCUUGCGGAGAAACAUACCUACUCUCAACCCACUUCAUCGAACUAUCAAUCUAACACGGAAACGUUGCGAGCUCCGCUGCCGACUUUAACUCCUGUCAGUCCUCUGAUGGCAUCAUUCAACCUUCGGAAUUCAACACAACAGCCUUUGUCGAUGUAUGAACCUGAACACACACCGGUAUCCCCCCCUUCUACUCCAUCGGACCAGAAGAGAUUAUAUGGAGAAGUAGCGAGAGCAGCGGGCGUUUCCGAACCUGUCACCCCCGUCACUCCUGCAGCCGGAGCAUCAGCAUUAAAUCAAUCUACCUCUUCACAAGCUACCACCUCCAGCUUUUCCGCUCAUGAACCCAUGCGACUUCCACAACUCAAUCUGGAACCUCCUCAACCAUACAUGCAUGGUCAACCUCUGUCACCUUUGCAAGAAGUACCCACACCUCUAUCAACAGCGACGAAUGUCAGUCAACAGGCAGGUCGGUUCGUUAGGUCCGAAGUGAACCCAUUCGACAGAAUGCCAAAUAGCGCCGAUUCUCGUAACCUGGUACCACCUUAUUCGGCCACGACGGCGGGAGCUACGGUCUUCCCAAGUCCGCAUUACCCUCCUCCAAGUCCUGGAGGUAUGAGUGUACCGGGAAGCGUGACGGAUAGUCCGAGACGAUGGUCGGGUGCGCCUGGGAAUAGGGUGAGUAUGUUCGAUGGGGAUGAUGCGUACGGAGGGAUUUGAGGGAUUAGUAGGUUUAUUAGCGAGGAAAUCAUAAGAUAGGUAGAGACGAAGGGGAGAAGUGAACAAGCCAGACGCUGGCGUCUGUAUAUAGCUCGGAUGGUCCGAGAGGAUGUAGAAUAAACGCAACGCUCUUUUGAUGGACACUUCUGCUUGGGUCAAAUUGUCGGUAUGAGAAUAUGAAUUGUUAUGUCUGGGUUGAAAUGUGGUCAUGGAGUAGUGAGAUUCGAACAUGAGGAAUAUGAGAAAGAACAGCGAUCAUCACAGACCAAUAAUCGCUCUACUCCACUUCUCACUCCUUCCAUCAUGGCCGGCGGUCACCAUCAUGCUGGCUGACCAACGUGGCUCUUCAAGAUGAUUCACGAUCACCUGUCCCACGAUCACCUGUCCCACGAUCACCUGUCAACUGGCUGAGUUUUCUCAUCACCCUUGCAGCAGACAAAUUUAGAGAGAGUAAAGCCUGAUCCGAAUGCAUCUCUCCAUUUGUGCUUUG